ACUACAAUGCCUUAUAAUGGUGAAUUCUUGGAAGAUUAUUUCUGGUCAGCUCCAUUAUUCUAUUCCAGAGGAAGUACGCAAAGGUACUUUUGUGGGAAAUGUUGUGAAGGAUCUGGGAAUAGAUGGGAAGCAGCCUUUUAACCAUGGACUACGCAUUAUUUCUAAUUCAGGUACAGUUCAGUACUUUGAACUUAAUUCCAACAGUGGCCAUUUACAAACCUGUGAGAGAAUAGAUAGAGAAGAGAUCUGUGGAACAGAAAAGAAAUGCAUCUUAAAAUUUCAAAUCCUUGCUGAAAGCAAGUUAAAGCUUUAUGUCACUGAAAUAGAAAUUGUGGAUAUAAAUGAUAAUGCUCCUUCCUUUCUUUCAAUAAGAUGGGAACUGAAAAUCAGUGAAACAUCUAUUCCUGGUUCUCAGUUCUUUCUGCCAGAGGCUCAAGAUCCAGAUCUGGGGGGAAAUUCUAUACAACACUAUGAACUCACAGCCAGUAACCAUUUUUCUUUGGAAGUGCAAAACAGCCAAAAUGAUGUCAAAUCUACUAAACUAGUAUUGGAAAAAUCCCUGGAUAGGGAAGAGCAGUCAGUGUAUGAUUUGAUCCUUACAGCUUUUGAUGGGGGUGAACCUACCAGGUCUGGUACACUGCAAAUUAACAUCUUUGUUCUAGAUGCAAAUGAUAAUGUACCAGUUUUUAGCCAACCAAUCUAUGAAGUAAAUGUCAAGGAGAACAUGCCUAAAGAAUCCAUAGUGGCUACAGUGACGGCUAUUGAUAUGGAUGAAGGAAUCAAUGGAGAAAUAAAAUAUUCUUUGCAGAAAAUAUCAAAAAAAGGCUCCCAAAAAUUUAUGAUAAAUUCAACUUCAGGGGAAAUUAUCCUUGUGGGGAGCCUUGAUUUUGAAACAUCUCAAAAUAAUAUCUGCUACUGUGACCUCUACGAUAAGCACAAUGAACUUCACAAUAUCUUUUAA
Thamnophis sirtalis is the source of this 961-nucleotide messenger RNA. The record is from RefSeq and is a predicted model, not a curated record. NCBI's taxonomy places the organism in Eukaryota, Metazoa, Chordata, Lepidosauria, Squamata, Natricidae.